Molecule: messenger RNA, 3042 nt
Organism: Seminavis robusta
Lineage: Eukaryota; Bacillariophyta; Bacillariophyceae; Naviculales; Naviculaceae
Source: the annotation of a GenBank genome assembly
AUGAAAGAAGAGGUUGUCAGUAAGGAGGAGGAGGAGGCUGAGGAUGAAUCUCUCGGCAGUGGUGACGGGAACGGUGCACUCAACCCAGAAGUGCGGGAUGUUCUCGUUGAGAGAGCCGAGGCCGAAGCUAAACCAUCGAACAGUAAUAAUAUGGCCACCAAUCCAAUGGAAGAGGAUUCUCUGAUCCGAGCACUGGAAGAUGAGCAGCAGUUCUGUGUUGCUCCAGAAACCCUUCAGAUUCCAGUGGAGGUUAUUCCCCAACAGAAGCACGGCGAGGAAAAUGAGACAUGUGUUUCUUCCGUAACCGAUGCCCUUCGGGAUGCGGAUCUAUUUGUGGACCGUAUGUAUCCUACUCUCCAAGAUGUUCCUGAAGAGCACAAACCACAGCCCAUGGUAGAUCUUGCUGCCGAAAGGACCCAGCCUCGUGGGAUUUCUACGUCAAGCCAGGCGGAAGAUGAAAAUACUGAGCAAGAAGUUGCCAGCUUGCCAAAAACUCAUCCUGUUGAGGAUGCCAAAGGAAUUCAUCUAGCAGAUAUUGAGAAACUUAAUGAUGAGGGAGCAGAAAACUCCAACGUGGAACAGCAACAACCAAAAGCAGAAGACAUCAUGCUAGUAGGAGAGGACUCUGAGAACAAGGAACACCAGCACCUCAUGGAAAUAGCCACAGGAAUCAACGAAGCUGCCAAAAUGGAAAAGCUUGCCAAGGCAGCUACUGCCAACACAAAUGAUGAUGAUGAUGUUCCAUUCAAUGAACCAGAAGCUGCUUUUCUUGGGAGGGAUGAACAAGAUACUGUACCAGGAAAUACGGUAGAGGCACCCACAGCAGUAGAGCCUGUCCCACAACCUGCCUUGUACCGAACAACCCAGAUGAAUCCACAAUCUCAGCCAGGCGCGUUCAUGGGUGCACCAGGCAGACGUAUGCAACGAAACCCCAGCUUAAACUAUGACCUUCUCAGUGCUAAUAAUUUGGCCACUACUAGUGGUCAAGAAGAUUCCAGUGUUGGUACUGCAGCGCGGAUAUUGACAACUCAAGGGUUGGUACAGGCUAAUGCCAUAGAGGAUGACACGGCCGAUUUGAUGCAUGCCAAUCCUGUUGAUAUGGAAACUGCCCAGCAUCGUGCACUUCAACAGAAGCAUCAACAGAUGGCUUUCUUUGCAGCCGCUCUUUGGUUGUUGCUGGUUGUUGCCAUUAUUGUGGGAUUUGUGGUUGGGACCCAAAAGACCAAGGAGCCGGAUGUGGUUUUCCUCGAGUCAACUGAGACUCCAACAGUUUAUGGCUCCAUGGAACCAUCGGAAGUGCCGUCCUCUGCUCCAACUGGAGCUCUGGACAUACUGUUGUAUAGUCUCCCUGACUAUGCUGUGACCAGCAUCAAUAAUGGCAGUGAGACCCCACAGUGGAGAGCGUGGCAAUGGCUAGCCAAUCACCAAAACAAUACCUUUCUUCCAGAAUGGAGAAAGACACAGCUGUUUGCUCUUGCUACAUUCUUCUAUGCAUUUGAGGGAGAAAAUUGGUGGCACCCAAUCAAGGACAGGUGGAUGGAUGAUACUGUGGAAGAGUGCAUGUGGUUCUCCAGUGGGUUUGGAUUUGUGCUUGAUGGGUCAUACCAGGAAUGGCCAUCAUUUACACCUCCCUGCAACAGCCAAGGACAGUUCACAUCUCUGGAUCUAGCACAGCUGCAGCUCUCCGGUCCUUUACCAUAUAUUCCACCAGAGAUUACCCUCAUGGCUGCAUUGACCAAGAUUGCAUUGCUAUACAACGGCAAUUCUGGGCCAGUUUCAUCUCUGUUACCAACAGAAGUUUAUGAGAUGACUGAUUUGAGAUCGUUAGGGUUGCGGGGAAAUCUGCUCACUGGCCAAAUUCCUUCUGAGAUUUCACUAUUCCCUUCAUUGUCCGAACUGAUCUUGGGACAGAAUCAAUUGUCAGGCCAAAUUCCCUCUGAGAUUGCACUAUUGUCUUCUCUGUCAUUGCUUGAAUUGGAUCAGAAUGACUUGACCAGUCAAAUUCCUUCUGAGCUUGGCCUUUUGACGGCUUUGACUGAGCUGAGGUUCAACGAAAAUCGAUUGACCGGGCCAAUUCCUUCUGAGCUUGGGCUCCUGUCCUCAUUGAAAGAGCUUUACCUUUAUGAUAAUCUGCUGUCCGGUCAAAUUCCUUCCGAACUUUGGCUCCUUACCUCAUUGAACCUGCUUCGGCUUGGGGAUAAUCAGUUUUCUGGUCUGAUUUCUUCAGAAGUUGGGCUUCUGAAGUCAUUGGACAAGCUAUACCUUGCUUGGAAUCAGAUUAUGGGUCCAAUUCCUUCGGAGCUUGGUCUCCUGACCUCAUUGAAAGUUUGUGACCUUUUUGAUAACUGGUUGAUUGGUCCACUGCCUUCUGAGCUAGGGCUCCUGACCUCAUUGGGCCGGCUAACCCUAUUUGCCAAUCAGUUCACUGGAACAAUCCCGACUGAAGUUGGCAUGAUGACAUCUUUGACAAACCUGCGUCUUCAUAACAAUAACCUGACAGGAACACUGCCCAGCCAGCUAAAUGCUUUAAUGGGAUUGAGGAUAUAUGGGAAUCAUUUCACGGGCACUGUGCCAGAGCAUCUUUGUUCUUUUCUAUGGUGUGAGUGUUCCCUAAGUGAAACUCCUGCUGUUACCACCUGUGCUGACCUCAAAGAAGCUCCACCGGAUUGGCCUGGGAGAUUUCCAACCAGAGGUGCUGAUGUCAUGCUCAAUAUCUAUACUGAUUAUUUUCCAGAAGAAACAACAUGGCUUUGGCAGAAGGAAACUAAUGUGACUGGUAUUUGGGACACGCUGGAAUCACGUGGUCCACUGGGCAUUAGAGAGCAUGUUCACUCCUCUCUCUUCUCAGUGAACACUGGCACAGCCUACAGAUUGAUUGUGUCGGACAGUUUUGGUGAUGGCAUACCCUGGAUCACUAUGACAGCAGGAAAUGAAACAGUGUUGUAUUCUUUGGUAGCUCCAGAGGCCUUCUCUGAAAUCACCAUUGAUGUUUUGGUUAGAGCAGAUGGAUCUUUUGAUGUGACCAGUUCUAGAGCUCUGUAA